Molecule: messenger RNA, 3426 nt
Organism: Alternaria burnsii
Lineage: Eukaryota; Fungi; Ascomycota; Dothideomycetes; Pleosporales; Pleosporaceae
Product: thimet oligopeptidase
Exons: 9
Coding region: 1-3426 (1141 amino acids)
Biological process (GO): peptide metabolic process; proteolysis
Cellular component (GO): mitochondrial intermembrane space
Molecular function (GO): metalloendopeptidase activity
Source: RefSeq, a predicted model, not a curated record
AUGGGAUCAGUCAGUGCGAGCGAUCAUCUCAUGUUUGUCGCUCUUGUGGUUACAUGGGGCAACUUUGUCGUAAACUUCUAUCAAGACGAGACGAGCCGACACUCCCGUCCAAGCUAUCUGUUCAAACCAGAGGAGCAUCCAGAGGUUGUGGAACAUGUGCGCGGGAACCUUAUCUCAUGGUGGGUAUACCGCUUGACCUACACCAUUGGCUUAGGCUUCGUAAAACUCAGCAUCCUCUUCUUCUACCGCGCCAUCGCCGCCAACAAGACAUUCCGUCGGCUCGUGUACGCUACGAUCGCGUUUGUGUGCAUGUACACAUUUGCUGCGAGCAUGGCGUCCACCUUUCAAUGCGAAAAUCCCUCAGACGCUUGGUCAACAGUCAACUACUUGGCACAGUUCGAUCGCGAUCCAAAAACCAAGCAAAUACAGGUCAAAUGCUUCGAUCCUAUCAAGCUCUGGGUGUUCUCCUCCGCCUCCAAUCUGAUAAGCGACAUCAUCAUUCUCAUGCUACCGCUACCGACGCUGCUCAGCCUUCGCAUACCCAUGGCCAAACGUCUGGCACUCAUUGGCAUAUUUUCUGUUGGAGUCAUGGCCAUCACUGCAUCGUCCGUACGAAUGUGGGUUAUGAUGCUGUGGGCCGAGUCACCUUAUAAUUCGGCGCGUUUUGGAAACGACCUCCUUCUGUGGGGUCAAGUUGAGACAAACAGUGGAAUCAUCUCCUCAUCUAUACCAUUCCUCCGUCUCUUGUUCCGCAGCAAACGAAAGGAAGAGCGGAGCGCAACGCCGAGGAAGGUCUACAAAGUCCCUUCGCAGCCUCUCCAGAUUGAUGCCUUUAGCCAGCACAAAGCACUCGACAUGGGCGAAUGGCCGCUCCGGGACGAGAAGAGGGCCACGGAGCAAUCCAAUUGCUUCAUCACCAUACACGCAGAUACGAUGCGUACUAGAGGCUCUGCUUGGGGUCCCUUCAUCACGAUACCGGAAAGCCUAAGCUCAAGCAGUAGAGGCGAGGCACAGCUGGAGCCCACACAGAAUCCGCAUAUGACAGUCUGUUGGGUAAUCACCGGCACCGUGGCUUCCUCACGCAUCACCAAGCUCUUCCUCGCCGCUGUCGCUCUCUUUAUUGCGACAUCCGCCAUCCUGGCUUCAAUCCGACUCGGCGGACGCGUACCAUCCAUAUUACAAUACGUCAAGCCCUCUCCGCUCCGGAAUCCCAUCUAUACGCAACCGUUUAGGCCGCUCACCAACUCCACUAUGGCUCCGUCGCAAUACAAGACCCCGCCACAGCUGCCGCCCAAGUUCACAGCUACUAAGCAAAGCUUGAUUGACGAUGCAAAGAGACUGAUCGACAGGUCUCGCAGCGUCCAAGAUGCUAUCGUUCGCGAUGUAAAGCCCGAGAACGCGAACUUCCAAAACACACUCCUCCAAAUCGCCCGUGAUGACAACAAGAUGGCCAUCGAAUCGCACAUCCUUGGCUUCUACAACGCUGUGUCAACGAGCAAGGAGCUGCGCGAUGCGUCCAGCGAAGUGGAACAGAUGCUUGACGACUUUGGCAUUGAGUCGUCCAUGCGCGAGGACGUCUUCAAUCUCAUUGACGCUGUGCUGAAGAAGGGCGAGAAGCUGGAUCCUGAGUCCCAACGGCUGCUGGAGAAGGACCACAAGUCGUUUAUUCGAAAUGGUCUGAAUCUUCCCGCGGGACCCAAGAGGGACAGGUUCAAGGAGAUCAAGCAGCGUCUGAGUCAAAUCGGUAUCGCCUUCCAGAAGAACCUUAACGAAGAGAACGGUGGGCUGUGGUUCACACAAGAGGAAUUGCACGGCGUGCCAGAAGACGUUACCUCAGGACUCAAGAAGGGAGAGGGCGAAAACGAGGGCAAGUUAUUCCUGACCUUCAAAUACCCCGACCUCUUCCCAACCCUCAAGUACGCCACAAACCCGGAGACACGGAGGAAGGUUUUCGUCGAGAAUGAGAACAAGUGCAACGACAACGUACCACUGUUCAGAGAGGCCAUCUUACUCCGCGACGAAGCCGCCCGCCUUCUAGGCUACGACAACCAUGCACAGUUCCGGAUAGAAGACAAGAUGGCGAAGACCACCAAGACCGUCGAUGACUUCCUCGGUGACCUGCGCGAAAGGCUCGCACCAGGUGGCAAAAAAGAAAUCGAGAAGCUGAUGGAAUUGAAGGAGCAAGACGUCAAAGAGAAUGGAAUCACAGGUCCGUUGGCCAAAGACUACUACCUGUGGGACAACAGGUACUACGAUCGUCUGAUGCUGGAGAAGGAUUUCCAGCUCGAUCACCAAGUUAUUGCUGAAUACUUCCCCCUACAGACAACCAUCCAGGGCAUGCUGAAAAUCUUCGAGGAGCUCUUUGGUCUGGUGUUCGUCGAGAUUGUGGGCGAGGAAGACAGGGCUGCCCUUGCUGACGGCGGCAAGGGAUCCGACAUUGUCUGGCACGAAGAAGUGCAAGUUUUUAGCGUUUGGGACGACAAGGGCGAGGGCGAAGGCUUCGUUGGCUACCUCUAUCUGGAUCUCUUCCCACGUGACGGCAAGUACGGCCACGCAGCGAACUUCAAUCUGCAGCCUGGCUAUAUAGAUGAGAACGGCAAGCGACGUUAUCCAGCGACGGCUCUAGUCUGCAACUUUUCCAAGCCAACAAAGAAGAAGCCUUCACUACUCAAGCACGAUGAAGUAGUCACUCUUUUCCACGAGCUUGGACACGGUAUCCACGACCUGGUAUCACGGACAACCUACUCUCGCUUCCAUGGCACCAACACCGUUCGUGACUUCGUUGAGGCGCCAUCUCAGAUGCUGGAGAACUGGUGUUGGACACCUUCGCAACUACGCUCUCUAUCUCACCACUACUCUUACAUCUCUUCUGACUACGAGAAGGCAUACCUAGAGUCGUCAGGCGCCGAGAAGAAGCCCUCAGAGCAGAUUCCUCAAUCGUUGAUUGCCAAGUUGAUCUCCACGAAGCAUGUCAAUGACGCGCUGUUCAACUUGAGACAGUUGCAUUUUGGAACUUUUGAUAUGGCUGUUCACGAGCCGGCCAGCCACGAGGAGCUCGAAAAGAUGGACAUCACUGAGAAAUACAACUCUUUGAGGCAUGAGAUUAGUCAGCUAAAGGGCCCUGAAUCGCUGGAGGGCGACAAGAAGGGUGACUGGCACUGGGCGAAUGGACAGGCUACGUUUGGUCAUCUGAUCGGUGGUUAUGACGCUGGCUACUACGGCUAUCUCUCCUCUCAAGUCUACUCCACAGACAUGUUCUACACUGUCUUCAAGGACGACCCUAUGAACCCCAAAGAAGGCCGCCGCUACCGACACACCGUUCUUGAGCGUGGCGGUUCCAAGGAGGAGAUGGAAAUCCUCGAGGAAUUCCUCGGCCGCAAGCCCCAGACAGAAGCCUUUUACAAAGAGCUGGGUAUUUCGCAGUAG